Messenger RNA from Penicillium crustosum, 324 nucleotides. RefSeq lists its product as uncharacterized. The transcript has a single exon. The record is from RefSeq and is a predicted model, not a curated record. The coding region runs from base 1 to 324 and encodes 107 amino acids. NCBI's taxonomy places the organism in Eukaryota, Fungi, Ascomycota, Eurotiomycetes, Eurotiales, Aspergillaceae.
AUGCAGCUCGAGAUUGAUGUCCUUACUAGUCGCCAGGGGAUCUCGCCCUUCCGCCUGGCGCUAGCUGUGGAUAACCUCACCGACCUUAUUGACCAAUUACGUGUUAUUAAGCAGUAUAGUGCCACUAUGUACAAGGAGAUGCCACGGUGCCGUACUGUGCGAGAUAGACCUAGCUACUAUGGGCACAGGUGUGCAUUCCUAGCGAAGACUCACAAGCUUCAGCGCCACUUGGUUGUGUUUAGGGAUAACCUCAUGUCUCAAUAUUCCAACCAGCAUUGGAUUGCCCGUCAGAUUGAGGCUGUGGACCGGUACUUGGACCUUUAG